AUGGAAAAUACGUGGAAGGCAACCUUGUUAGCGGCUGGAGUGAUUUCGGCAGUUGCGGAGAAAGUGGUGGAGACAUAUGCCAAUGAAUCUGUUUUCCAAAGCUGUUUCCGCACCGAAAAUGACUUGGACAAGUUCGCGAAGUCAGUGCUUCUGGGUAUGACUCCCCCUAUUGCCUCUGAGGAAGAUUGGAGUUUCCAUCCAGUGACUGCAGGUGCCUUGCGUCGCGUGCGCGAGUCAUUGUUAGCUCCCAGCACGGUUGCUGCGCCGUUAUUGCCUUUGCUGCCCCUCUCGCAGCCGGCAGUUGGCAUCAGCCAUCGCUUGUCUGAAGCAGACAGGAAGAAAGGUUCUUCAGAGGAAGCUAUGCAUGACGUGCAGUCUCGCCGCGGCGUGCGCAAGCGUGAUAUGGCUGAGCUUGUGGCUGAAGCGGCUGGCUUGUGUGAGGAUGAGUGGGAUCUGGAAUUGUUCAGCGCGCCGUUGAAAAUCUUUCAUCUUUUGUGUGUUCGCGCUCAUGCGUAUUCAAUGUGCUCGGUGGGACACCUGCAUUCCUGGAUGAAAUAUGUUAACCGCUUUCUUUUCCACUACACCAAGCGGCCGGGAACUGCUUUUCGUUUGAUUUCCCCCACCGAGGCAGAAGAGGCGGACAAGGAAGUCAUGGGCGAGGUCUUUCGCAUGGUGUACCAUGAUGAUGUCACGUUUGAAGAUGCUUUGGAUAGCGUUGUGCGUGAAGACUUAUUGCGGCACAAGCUGUUGCAUUUGCCCAAGGGGCCCACUAAGACCCCAGCUGCUGGCAAGCGAGUGCAGGACAAAGAAAAGGGAGACAGGGUGCCAUUGAAGCGCCGGAAGGCAGAUCCGGCCGUUAAGCGCAGCAAGUGCCAUGCAUGGCAAAAGGAUGGCAAGUGUCGGUUUGGUGAUGAGUGCAAGUUUGCACAUGAGGACCGGGAAUGA
Cladocopium goreaui is the source of this 945-nucleotide messenger RNA. The record is from the annotation of a GenBank genome assembly. Lineage: Eukaryota; Dinophyceae; Suessiales; Symbiodiniaceae.